AUGAGCUCCCAGCAGCAAAAGCAGCCCUGCACUGUACCCCCUCAGCUGCAGCAGCAUCAAGUGAAACAGCCUUGCCAGCCUCCUCCCCAGGAAACAUGUGUCCCCAAAACCAAGGAGCCCUGCAAUACUGUUGUUCCUGAGCCCUGCCAGCCCAAGGUACCUGAGCCCUGCCAGCCCAAGGUGCCUGAGCCCUGCCAGCCCAAGGUACCUGAGCCCUGCCAUCCUAAGGUGCCUGAGCCCUGCCAGCCCAAGGUACCUGAGCCCUGCCAGCCCAAGGUGCCUGAACCCUGCCAUCCUAAGGUGCCUGAGCCCUGCCAGUCCAAGGUGCCCCAACCCUGCCAGCCAAAGGUACCUGAGCCCUGCCCAUCAACGGUCACUCCAGCACCAGCUCAGCAGAAGACAAAGCAGAAGUAA
Messenger RNA from Castor canadensis (American beaver), 414 nucleotides. RefSeq lists its product as uncharacterized. The record is from RefSeq and is a predicted model, not a curated record. Lineage: Eukaryota; Metazoa; Chordata; Mammalia; Rodentia; Castoridae.